Nicotiana tabacum (common tobacco) is the source of this 1383-nucleotide messenger RNA. The record is from RefSeq and is a predicted model, not a curated record. NCBI's taxonomy places the organism in Eukaryota, Viridiplantae, Streptophyta, Magnoliopsida, Solanales, Solanaceae.
CAUAUUGAAUUGGGUCAAAAGUUACGACACCAUACGUUGGGGCCAACUCCGCAAUUAAUCGAAAGUUGCAUUUUCCUGAUACGGUCCCUGCAAAUGCGGAACAAAACCGGAUUCUCAGAUUGACCGGAGAAGCAAGGAAGGAAACUAACAGCACAUCAUCAGCCAUGGGUUCCGAUCCUGAAAAGUUGAUGACCAAAGCCGAUAAACUGACAAAAUUAAGUUUUACCAGGUGGAGUAGCGAUUGGAGAAGUGCUACUGUUUUAUAUGAGCAGGCAGCUAAUGGAUUUAGGGUUGCUAAAAGUUAUGAGAAAGCAAAAGAAGCAUUUGAGAAAGCUUCAAAAGGACAAGAGAUGCUUUCCUCGCCUUGGGAUGCUGCUAAACAUAUGGAGUCUGCUGCUACCAUGGCGAAGGAACUAGGCAACUGGAAAGAAGUUGCUGACUUUUAUAGAAGGGCCUCUGAGCUGUACAAUGAAUGUGGGAGGGCGCAACCUGCAUCUGACGCGCUUGGAAAAGGUGCACGUGCUUUAGAAGAUGGUGCACCUGAUGAAGCUGUUCAGUUGUAUAUUGAAGCCUGUGACACUCUUGAAGAGGAUGGGAAGGAACAAAUGGCCUUUGAUCUAUAUCGUGAUGCUACAAGGGUUUAUCUGAAGCUUGAAAAGUAUGAAGAUGCUGCAGGUAUCCUAUUAAGGUUGGCAUUAGCUGCUGACAAGUGCAACGCAACACACAGCCAGUGCAAGGCUUAUCUUAGUGCAAUCAUUGUAUACCUGUAUGCCCAUGACUUUAGGCAAGCGGAAAAGUGCUACAAUGAUUGUUGUCAGGUUGAAGUUUUCCUGAAUAGCGAUCAAGGUCGCUGUGCUGGUAAAUUUCUCUCUGCUUAUGCUGAAGGCGAUGUUGAGGAUAUUAAACGCGUGGCGCAAUCAAGCACUGUAUCAAAUCUUGAUCACACGAUCAUCAAGAUUGCGAGGAAAUUGCCUACGGGGGAUGUUAGUGCGUUCAAGAAUGAAGCCACGAAAGACAAUGAAGAGCCUUUGGAUGAAGAUGAUCUGACCUAGACUCUCACUAGUUGAUGGAAAUGAGUCAAAGCUUCAUGUGUGCUGAGUUUGUGGUGUGACCUACAAUCAAAUAUAUAAAACUCAAGUCUUCUUUUACUAUUUUAUCCUGUUAGAUUUGUUGAUUAUAUCAUGAGAAAAUGUCUGAGAGACACCCUGUACAGAAGAAUCUCACAAACCAUCGCUCCACGGAUUGAUUUGCAGAUUGGAAGCUUUUGUUUGCGAUGUGAUUUCAUUUUUUAUAGAAGCUAUUUGGUGAUUGUUGGAUCAUUGAAGUGCAAUCUUAGCAUUGUGGUUCUGUACUUUAUGUGAAUUAAAUGAACUCAAUUCUGGA